AUGUAUGUAUCAUUAGGAGGAGAUAGGGUGAAUCUUGACAUAUAUUAUAAGGUUCCUAGGUACAAUUUGGACAUGGAACUAAAGCAAAUGAGGUCAGACUGUGAUGUUAUUGACUUGAUAAAAUGUUAUGACGACCUGUUAAUAAUUGUAAUAUACAUUAAGAAGGGUGAUGAUCUACUAUCUGUGUUAUCACCAGAUUGUGCAAGGCACACUAUGGAUAUUGUGGAUGAUGAAGUUGAUGUUAAUGUUAAUGAACAUAUUCAAAAUAGUGAUGCACUUGAGACUAAUUCUGAUGAGAGUGACUACAGAUCCACUGUUGGCCCAAUCUCCAUUGUUGGUGCAGCCUCAACUACUGGUGCACCCUUCACUACUAGCGCAAAUUCAACCCAACAUAAUUUUUCAACUGGGAGUGCUACAAUUGGGAGAGCUUCUGUGAGUGGUUCUAGGAGGGGUGUAGUUGAGAGAUGUACUGAGAGGGCUAGUUUUAGGAGUGAUGUCAUUGGCAGAGGUCUAGUGCAGCACAAAGGUCCAAGUUUAGUUUAG
This is a messenger RNA of Ilex paraguariensis (yerba mate), 543 nucleotides long. NCBI's taxonomy places the organism in Eukaryota, Viridiplantae, Streptophyta, Magnoliopsida, Aquifoliales, Aquifoliaceae. The record is from the annotation of a GenBank genome assembly.